CUAAGACAUCAGCCAGCAGAGAGAAGGAAGGUGACCAAGCCUCUAUCUGGGCAGAGAAAAUCAGGACAGACAGAGAAGUGUGAGGCUGGGGAUGAGCUCAUUCUCAGGAUGUGAAGAGAUAACUAGGUUAAAAAGUUUUCUGUGCAGGCAUCAGUAGUAUUCUACUGCAGUAUUCUACUGCAGUAGAAUAAGAAGGAAGGAAAAGUGUCAUUUUAUGGUCUAAUCAGAGGCAAAUAUUAGAAAUUUCAGGAGCCAACCUAGAAAUCAGAGGGGUACAAUGACGAUGAAGCUUGAAGACAAGCAUGUAGGUAAUGGGAACCUUGUAGGAGAGGGUCAGCCAUACCUGGGUGAGAAGUAUCAAGCGAAUGGGAAACCAGUAGCAAAUGGGAGAGGAGAGAUCUCUGUAAAGCAGGAGGCAAAUGGAAAGUGUGGCAUGCCCAGAAAAAGCCUCAACAUGUACAGCUGGCAGGAGAUCCAGAAACACAAUCAGAAGGCUGAUCAGUGGCUGGUGAUCAAUCGCAAGGUCUACGAUGUUACUGGCUGGGCCAACAAGCAUCCAGGGGGGAGCCGAGUCCUCAACCACUAUGCUGGGGAAGAUGCCACGGAUGUCUUCAGAGCCAUGCACCUGGACCUUGACAUUGUAAAAUUGUACCUUAAGCCGCUGCUCAUCAGAGAGCUUGCCCCAGAAGAGCCUAGCCAAGAGAGACACAAAAGUUCCCAGCUGGUGGAAGAUGUCCGAGAAUUGCGGAGAACAUUAGAGGCCAUGAACAUGUUCAAGGUCAACCCAGUGUUCUUCUUCCUUCACUUCGCCCAGGUCUUGAUUUUAGAAACUCUGGCUUGGCUAAUAGUGUGGCAUUUUGGCAGUGGCUGGCCUGUGACAAUAUUCAUCUCCUUCCUUCUCACAAUUUCCCAGGUAAGCACUGUUUUUUUUCUGCAACAUGACUUGGGACACACUUCUAUAUUUCCAAAGUCCAAGUGGAGCCGCUUGAUGCAAAAAGUUGUGAUGGGUCAUCUCAAGGGCCUGUCAACAUGCUGGUGGAAUCACCGACACUUCCAACAUCAUGUAAAAACAAACAUCUACCCCAAAGACCCAGAUAUUAAUACAGACCCACUUUUCGUGAAUGGAUAUUUGAAGCCUGCCCAGAAUGGCAAGAAGAAAAUCAGUUACAUCAACUAUGAAAAGCAGCACCUGUGUUUCUACAUGGUUGGGCUUUUUCUCCUAAUGCCUGUGUAUGCCAACCUGAUGUCCAUGGAAAUGAUGUACCUCCAAAAGUAUUGGGGGGAGUUUGCCUGGGUCAGCAGCUUUUAUAUCCACUAUUUUAUCAUGUUUGGCCCUUUUUAUGGAAUCUUCGGAACCAUAUUGCUCAUAUUUUUGGUCAAGUUUCUUGAAAGUCCCUGGGUAGCAUAUGUUACCCAGAUGAGCCAUGUACCUAUGAGAAUAAGCAAAGAGGAGAACCGGGACUGGCUCAGUACUCAGGUCUUGGCCACCUGUAAUGUUGAACAGUCCUUUUUCAAUGACUGGUUCACUGGGCAUCUGAACUUCCAGAUUGAGCACCAUCUGUUUCCCACAAUGCCACGCCAUAAUUAUCACAAGGUGGCACCCUUGGUGAGGUCGCUGUGUGCCAAGCAUGGAUUGCAGUAUGUGAACAAGCCCCUGUUGAAAGCAUUUGGAGCUCUCCCACAAGGCCUUGAAGAAAUCUGCAGCCCUCUGGAUGGAUGCUUACUCUGAAACAUGAAGCAGAGCAUCAACCUUGACACACAUGUAGCUGUGUCUCUGAAGGGGGUUAAUCAAUGUGCAAGAGCUCUUUCCUGCUUACCUGCUGGUGCCAUGGGCAUACCUGCGGUGCCAGGAGUGUGAAUCCCAAGGGCACAUGAUAACCCCCUCCCUGAAGGUUUUCUCUGCAAUUGCAAAGCAAUGGAAACACAAGAUGGUUAGGGUACCAAAAGGGAAAUGGGAGCCAAUUUUCUUUAUUUCUUCUAUAGAAUCUUGAACUUAGUCCUACUAAUAGACCUAAUCAGAUCAUCUCCAUCACUGGGGCAUAUGCAAGGGAACCAGGCAAAAGUCUUACUGAGACACUGGGUAUAAGAAGAAGUGGGACAAAAGAGAGACCUCUGAUGGACACUUGGGAAAACAGCACGGUUGCCCUUAGAAGAGAAUGGUGUAUUUAAGAAAUUUCUGUUGACCAUACAAAUUUUUGCUUAUUCCUUACUUAAAUGUGUGAGCCUCUUUUUUCUCUAAAAAUUAAACAUAAUUAACAUUUAAGUCUCCUUAAAUGCUUCAAGCGUCA
Messenger RNA from Neofelis nebulosa (Clouded leopard), 2288 nucleotides. RefSeq names its product fatty acid desaturase 2-like protein FADS2B. Gene Ontology annotation, cellular component: membrane. Gene Ontology annotation, molecular function: oxidoreductase activity, acting on paired donors, with oxidation of a pair of donors resulting in the reduction of molecular oxygen to two molecules of water. Gene Ontology annotation, biological process: lipid metabolic process. The coding region runs from base 278 to 1729 and encodes 483 amino acids. Lineage: Eukaryota; Metazoa; Chordata; Mammalia; Carnivora; Felidae. The record is from RefSeq and is a predicted model, not a curated record. The transcript is spliced from 12 exons.